Pieris macdunnoughi is the source of this 1731-nucleotide messenger RNA. The record is from the annotation of a GenBank genome assembly. Lineage: Eukaryota; Metazoa; Arthropoda; Insecta; Lepidoptera; Pieridae.
AUGGGGACAAAAGUGCCGUGCAGUGAUUUUUUUCAUUUACAAAGCGCAGCAGAGAAAGAGACAGAUGAAGAUGAAGGCAGCGCAGGGGCAGCGCCACCAGACGAUGCGGAGGAAGAAACAGAGAGUGGAAAACAUAUUCUGUCUCUCACCAGCCACCCACCUCCUGUUGAGGCGUCGGCCAGCAUGCAGGACUUUUUCAAAAUGCUGGACGAGAAAAUCGAAAAGGGUAAAGACUACGAUUCAUCGAGUGAGACUGAAGUGCGGAUAGAGAAUGAGAGGAGGAAGCGGUUAAUAGACGAGUGGCGUUCCGCGUCACAGUCUUCGCAGUCACAGGCAAGCCCACCCACUCCAGCCAGAAGACGAAUACAUCGACCUAUGCCACCUCAACCCCCAGAAAGGCACAGUCCUGGCACCGCCCGUCGCUGUUACCGGCAACAACACGUCCCCGAAGGCAUGUCACCACCUCCACGCCGAACACAAAGCGCCCAAUCACAACAUCCCCACGAUACACGGCAAAAUGGGGACAACUGGCAGGAUCCAACAAAGUCACCUGUUAAACGGCCACAAAGCGCUGGUGCCAACUGGAAAUCCAACCCGAAAGUCACCCCUUACCAAAAACCAAAGAAAAACGAAGUUAACGAAAACCAAAGAGCGGUCCAGAAGGACUUGGAUUCUCAAUCAGACACAAGUCAAGAAUCCCAAGUUACUUACAAUCCUACAUUCCAAACUCAUAGUCCAGCGCACUCAGCAAAACAACCGUACAUCGCCCAAAUUAUAAGUUAUCCAAUGUCACAACAAGUUACUCCACCAUCGACGCCGAAGUACAUAGCCCCGCCAGAGGAGUAUCAAGAUCCUCAAAACAAUACAGUAGACAAUAAGUAUUCCCAACCACAAACUCCAGUUACUCAGGUGAAUACUCAAUCCAAUAUUUACUACAUUCACGGUAACGCAACUACGCCAUCACCCGAUUUGGCUCAUCAAAGACAACAGACAGCGUUCCAUUUGCAACAAUAUGUCGCCAUGAAGCAAGCGCAACAGCAGAUGUUCACUUAUUUACAACGUGGACCGCACACAGUGUUCCCAAAUGUAGAUUAUUCCCAAAUUCCACAUCCAAGAGUGUACGAAGGAGAGGAGUUUACGCCGCAGUACGCUCAUGGACAUCCCACAUUGCGUCCUCAUAGUGCUCCAACACCUGUGGGAGUAGUGCGACCAAUGGCCGUAGCCCCUAGCUUCGCUCCUCUUCCAGACGGAACCCAUAUGGUUCAAAUGCCAAUGUACAUGCACAUGCCUCCAGUGGUUUCCACAAUGGGGCCUUGGAUUCACGGUCAAACUCCUGAAAUGCAAUACUAUCCCCAAACGCCAUUUAUGCCCAUGUAUCGGGCGAACUCAGCCGGGUCCGCUGGAACUUUAACGAGAUACCAAAAGAAGGAGACGAUAGAGACUGAUGGAAAGAAUAUGUGCCAAAGUAUAAACUUGGUUCGGCAGAAGCAAGUGGGGCAGAUCGUAUCGCUGCCUGGGCAAGAGUUGACCGUUUGCAAUAACCCUAGUGAUAGCCCGAGUUCAGCCUCAGUGAGUACGGACAGCGGUGUCUCACCAGGCAACAGCGCACCCAGCUCCAAGUGUCCAACUUUCACAGACUCUUUUACGAAUACGAUAGAUAAUAAGAAAAAAGUGAAGUCAGCGCCAUUUGCAACGCGACCGCUGAAAAAUUCUAAAAGUCUAGAUUCUUAG